Emys orbicularis (European pond turtle) is the source of this 951-nucleotide messenger RNA. Its product is annotated as paired immunoglobulin-like type 2 receptor beta. The coding region runs from base 1 to 951 and encodes 316 amino acids. The transcript is spliced from 5 exons. Gene Ontology annotation, cellular component: plasma membrane. NCBI's taxonomy places the organism in Eukaryota, Metazoa, Chordata, Testudines, Emydidae. Gene Ontology annotation, biological process: regulation of actin cytoskeleton organization; regulation of osteoclast development; regulation of bone resorption. The record is from RefSeq and is a predicted model, not a curated record.
AUGCUGCUGCCACCGGGACACCCAGCCCUGCUGCUCCUGGCGGGUAUCCUGCUUGGAGCGUCUGCCCAGGAUCCCCGGUACACGAUAACCCAGAACAAGUCCCUGUCGGCGCCGACCGGGGGCUCCGUCACCCUGCCCUGCCCCUUCACCUACCCCCGCGAGAUCGAGCCGCUGCGGGACCUCCGGGUUUACUGGAGACUGGGAUUCUAUGGCAAGUUUAUCUACAAUCACACCGAGGGGUUCACCCACCCGGAUUAUGGGGGCCGCAUCGUCCUGGUCGGGGACCCGCGGAGGACCCGAACGGCCUCGAUCUGCAUCAACCGGCUGCAGGAGUCGGACGCCAGCGAGUACGUCUGCCACGUCAUGGUGCAGAAGAACGACCGCACAUGGGAGCAAUGGCGCGGUUACCCUGGAAUCCACCUCGCGGUGACAGCCCAAGCCUUGACGACGAACGCCCCCUGCACGGCGCAGGCGACGAUCCCAGCCACAGCCACGACGCAGCGGCCAGCCAGGCUGGGGGCAGCCCCGGUGAUUGGGGGGGUGCUGGCGGGGGCCGUCCUGCUGGCCGGGAUCAUCGGGCUGGCUGUGUACGGAGCCCGGAAGAGAACAGGCUGUCGGCAGAAGGACCCCCCGGCCCGGGCAGGAUGUCCCCCCGCCCCAGCGCCCCCCGAAGCCCCAGGACCCUGGCUUGCUCUACGCCGCCCUGGCGUUCGCCGAGCCUGGCACUGCCCUGAGGCAGCCGGAGCCCCGCGGGGCCCCUACGGACGAGACCCUCUACUCAGCCGUCCGGGUCCGCUAGGGACGGGGGGAGCCCGGACCCCCAGGGGAGGGGCAGGGGGCUGGAGAGGGGAAGGGCAGGCCACGGGUGGGAGGCAGAGCUGGAUCGAGGGCAAAUGGGGGGUGGUCUCUGAGUUGGAGCUGGGUUGGACAUGGGGGACUCAGAGCCAAUGA